CAAACACAAAAUUCUAGUUCAAGGUUAAGCAAAACUUAAAUCUUCUUGUUUACUAAAGGUGUAAGUAGAAAUGGAUCACGACAAAUAUCGUUCCCACUUAAAUGAUGAAGGGGAGAAGAACACCAUAUGGAGGUUUGGUGCUCCUCCUAAUUAUGAUGCUGUUAACAAGCUUUUUGAAGAAGGCAGAACUAAGGUAUGGCCUCCUGGCUCACUUGAAGAAAAAGUGCAAAACCUUGUAAAGACAUGGGAAAUGGAGAUAUUCCACAAGAAAAGCUUUGAUGACAAUAAAUCAAUUGAUCCAAAAAAGUAUACUGUCAGUCUAAAUGGAAGGCAGGCAGUGAAUUUGGAAGAAAAGCGUAAGCUUGGGGGAGGCUACAACUUCUUGCUACAAACCUCUUUGCCAGAGAAGCUUCGUGUGUACAACCCAGCAGAAGAAACAGCUGAUUCAUCUCAUAUAGCUUUCACAACAGCUUUCCCUCGUGGGUUUGCUGUGGAGAUUCUCCAAGUUUAUUCAGGGCCACCAGUGAUUGUAUACAAGUUCAGGCACUGGGGUUACAUGGAGGGUCCUUUCAAAGGCCAUGCACCAACUGGGGAAAUGGUUGAACUCUUUGGGAUUGGAAUUUUCGAGUUGAAUGAACAAGAGAAAAUCAUCAAGAUUGAGUUCUUCUUUGACCGUGGAGAACUGCUAGGAGGUCUUCUGCGAGGUGCUAGUCUUGAUAGUUCCACUGAAGCGGCGGUUUCAACCUGCCCUAUCUUGAGGAGCACAGGGUAGCUUUAUAGCUUACCAAGUACUUAAUGAAUAAGGUGACCAGCUUUUUGUAACUCAAUUGGCAAAUUCUGAAGUUACUAAGGGAAACUUUUAUGUCGAUAUGUUCAACUGAAAGAAGCACGGUCUUUUGUUUUCAUUUUCAAAAUUUAGUGGUUCCACUACUAAAAAACUGGUUUGAUUUUAGCAUUUGUAUUCAGUUUUCAUUUUCAAUGCCUUAACAUUUGGAUUUGAAUACAAAAAAUAAAUAUAACUUUUCAGCAUUUUCGUUU
This is a messenger RNA of Quercus robur (English oak), 1038 nucleotides long. Its product is annotated as pathogen-related protein-like. The coding region runs from base 71 to 772 and encodes 233 amino acids. The record is from RefSeq and is a predicted model, not a curated record. NCBI's taxonomy places the organism in Eukaryota, Viridiplantae, Streptophyta, Magnoliopsida, Fagales, Fagaceae. The transcript is spliced from 4 exons.